Nezara viridula (southern green stink bug) is the source of this 2436-nucleotide messenger RNA. The record is from the annotation of a GenBank genome assembly. NCBI's taxonomy places the organism in Eukaryota, Metazoa, Arthropoda, Insecta, Hemiptera, Pentatomidae.
AUGAAGACAUCACAUAGAUGCAAUACUUCAUGUAACAUGCAUAUGUCAGAAUCGCCAAACCGCAGUUGCCCAUGUCCACACCAGCACUUCCGAGCACCAUUGAUUGAUAGAAGCCAGCUCAAGCAAAAGGAACACAUAGCACUUCUUGCAACACCAAGAGGAUAUCGAUGGAAUGGAGGAUUCCCACCAAACUACACUGGCCCAAAACCUUUUUCACUCUUAAUGCCAACGAGAAAAAAAUAUCAGGACGAUCAGAAAAUACUUGAGGAAGCCGAACAAAGGUACAUGCACCAGUUUGUAUCGCAGAUAUUUCCUCUGAUGUCGCCAGAAAUGAUAAAUCGUUUAAAAAGAAUGCUAGUUGUGGAAUUCGGUAUGACACCCAAGAAAGCAGGUGCUUUUAUUAGUAAACAAAGCAACGCAGAUUUUCCUACUAAAUCAAAAUUAGUGAAAGGAAUCGAUAAGAACGCUAAAUCAUUUUUGUUGAAGGAAUUUGAGCGACUACUUACAGCUAAAAUAACUGAUUACAUUGUUUCCAUGAUGGGUUCACGACGGUCAGAGGAAACAGAAAAAAUAGCAGAGUCCUUGCUAUCUCAUAUCUGUGAUAUCACUGGUGAAAAAUGUUAUUUAGAUGAUCCACAGAACGAUAUGCAGAGAUUACAAGUGUUUUUGGCCGAGAGAUUUGCAGUUUGGUUGGCGAGUUUAAUGGGAAAUGCUAAUAAAGUAAUGUGUAAAGAAUUCAGGAAAUCUUCCAUAGCACAAGAGAAAUUCAUUGAAGAUAAGAGGCAGAAAGAUAAAGAACUCAAAGAAAAAAAGAGGGAAGAAGAAGAUCGUAAAAGAGACCUUGAAAUUCAAAGAAUUAAAGAAGAAAAAGAACGCCAAGAGGAACUCGAAAAACAGAGGCUUAAAGAGGAAGAAGAACAUCAAAAGGAACUUGAAAAACAGAAGCUCAAAGAGGAAGAAGAACAUCAAAAGGAACUUGAAAAACAAAAGCUCAAAGAGGAAGAGGAACACCAAAAGGAACUUGAAAAGCAAAAGCUUAAAGAGGAAGAAGAAAGCCAAAAGGAAGUUGAAGAGCAAAAGCUUCGAGAUGAAGAAGAAAGCCAAAAGGAACUUGAAGAGCAAAAGCUUAAAGAGGAAGCAGAACAUCAAAAGGAAAUUGAAAAAGAAAAACUAAAAGAGGAAGAGGAACGUCAAAAGAAGAUCGAAGAAGAAAAGAGAGAAGAAGACGAAAAGAAAGAAGAAGGUAAGCUCGAAGGCGAAGAGGUGAGUGAAUCUGCAGAACAUGAGAAAGAGGAAGAAGAAAAACCGGCUGUUGAUGAAGAAAUGAAAGACGAAGAAGAGAAGAAAGACGGUGAAGAAGAAGAAGUCGGCGAGGAGGAAACUUUAGCAGAAGAUGAGAUUAAAGUAGGAGAAGAGGAGGAAGUUGAAGAAGAGGAAAGAGCUGAUGAGGAGGAAAAAGUUGAGGAUGUUAUGAAAAUUGUAGAAGAAGAAAAAGGUAGUGAGGAAGAAAAAGGUGAGGAUUAUAUAAAAGCUGCAGAAGAAGAAGAAAUAGAGGAAGAAGAAAAAAUCGCUAAAGGUGAGCAAUCAAGCGAAGAGCAAAUCAGUGGUGGAGGAGCUAUAGGAGAAUUGUCUCUUGAACAACUUGAGGAAGAAGGAGAAGAAGAAAAGGUACUUUCUGAUUUAGAUGCAUUUGAAGAAACAGAAGCAGAUAUUUCAGAUCAUGAAGACUUAGAAGCUGAAAAGGAAACCGAAGUGUCGCAAGUAGAACCGUUGAGCGUAGUUGAAGAAUGGAUAGAAGAAACUACGCCUGUGGAAUCUGAUAAACAAGAGGGCAUAAGUGAAUUAAUGGUGAAGGAGCUUAAACAGUCUAUGGGAGAUGUUACGCCAGAAGAGGAGGAGGCAAUAAAAGAGGUUGCCAAAAAAGCAUCAACCUUAAUCGACCAGCUCACAGAGGAAGCAAAAGAGCAACUCGAGGAAAUAGAGAUACUUCCUUCCCCACCUUUAGCAUUUCCUAAAAAGGGUCAUACUACUUAUUUCAUUAAAAAAGACGCAGAAGGUUGUUUUUACAAGGUACAACAAAUUGAACAAAAAAAAGUUUGUGAUAUGACGAAAGUUGCUCGCGCAAGGAGAGUCGGUCUUCUACCAGAGUCGAUCUGCAAACGUCCAAGAAAUGAAAAACCUAUAAAAAACUAUACUGAACUAAAAGAUUGGGCCAAAUGGGCUGCAGAUGUCGUUAAUUUUGCUGAAAAAUGGUCAUCAUGGAUCAGCAACACUAGCGAGGAAGCCAAGAAGAUAAUUGAUAACUCAGAGUAUAAAGCUAAAUGGGAUAAAUUUAAGGACAAGGCUGAAAUGCAUGCAAUGGAAUUGAUAAGGAACAAGAAAUAUGUUAAACAAACAUGCAAGGCUUGGAAGGAAAAGUUAUCUAAAGUUAACUAA